AUGGCUCAGCAGCCUUCCACUCCUUCGGGAGCAUCCUGCUCGUCCAUCUUUGGACCGGGUUCGGGGGCACUGCCACAGUUGUCUAGUGCAAAUUAUCUCUCGACUUCGACGGCCAUGGUCCCGGGUUCAGCAACUUCGUCGAACAAUACAUUUCUCAUGCCAAACUCGCCUGUCAAGGGAAGGCAAAAUAACGAUGGCUAUGGGUACUAUCCACCGGUGACGAGAACGUUGGGGCAGAGGCCUGCCUGUUUGGUAAAUGCUUCUGUUACAUAUACGGGUAAUAACCAGAUCUAUGCCUUUGGCGGCUUCGAUCAAUACACCGAUGAAGUCUACAACCACGUUCUCCGACUCGAUCUGGUCAGUCACCAGUGGAGUCUGGUUGACAACUAUGGCGAUAUCCCCGGCGUUCGAAUGGGCCACACGGCGACCCUAUACCAAGGAGACAAACUGCUAAUAUUUGGUGGCGAGAAUGAGCAUCGGACCUACCUCUCGGACCUUAUCAUCUUCGACCUAAAAACCGCCCAUUGGACCCAACCCACCGUCUCCGGACCGAUCCCGAAAGGCCGGGCGAGACAUGCAGCUGUCCUGCAUGACGAUAAACUUUUCAUAGUGGGUGGGAUUACGGGCCAUAAUAAUUAUGUCCUCGAUGACAUCUGUUAUCUUGACCUAAAGACCCUCACUUGGUCUAGGGCUUGGCGAUUUGUUGGCAGAUUUGACCACUCAGCAUACCUCUGGGGAGAUAAGGUUUGGGUAUUCGGAGGAUUGAGCGAGGAUAUGGACAAGAUUGGCGAUAUUUGGUGGUUGGACCUAAAGGGUAGCCCGGCCUUCGAUUCUCCGCCGCAUUAUGGUUCCCUGGACCGGCACGCCGCACUUGGCCGAAUAGGCGGAUCUGCCCGUCCUGCCUAUGCUAUGGCUCCGCCACCAGUUGUUGGCAGCUCUGGAUAUGCUGCGAAUUCGAGCAGCGCUCAGAUACAACCCCCUUCCUUCCAGCUAACUACUGCGCCUCCGGUUGCACCUGGGGCAAUAUCCUCCUUGAAGUUUGUAUCGGGGCCUAACAUCCCAGCCCAAGGGUCGGGAAUGCAUUUCCAUAUCUACACAUCCGGCACUCUCCUUGAUUUUGUAACGCCCGCUGCAACUAUUACCCCUCAGGAAUGCUCUCUAUCCUCACUGGAACUCGAUACUCUGCGUUGGCAAAAGCUAGCUGAAGGCCGUGAAAUCUUUAAACCUGGAUAUCGCUGGCAUUAUUGCACGAUGAAUGAGGAAGGCACUAAAGCUUGGCUCCUUGGUUGUCCUACAGACCCGUCUGCAACAGAUCUAGGUCCCGGUGGCCUUGAGGAAUAUCUUAGUGACAUACUGGAAAUUGAUCUCCGCCGCUAUGGUCUAUUGGGCAAUAAUCACUCUCCAGAACCUCGUGCCGAGCUGUCGCGCUUGCAAUCAGCAGAACGAGUCGUCGUACAGCCGUCUAAGGGCCUUGGGUCGGAUUUAGCCAAACUCUUCAACCAAGCGCCGGAGACUGGAAGUGGGACAGACUUCGUCAUUACAGCAUUGAAGGAUGGAGACUGGGAUGAGGAUCAACUUUCUAUCCCCAGUGUGACCGGGGCGGAUGGUCGAAACCAAGAAACAUGGCUCGCGCCUGAUGCAGCUACAUCCCCUCCUAUACACGUACACAAGCUCAUUCUACAAGCCCGCUGGCCGCAUUUUGCCAGGCUCUACAACGCACAGAUGGCCGAGUUCCACACUAAGAGAAUGCGUAUCCCAAGUCCAUAUCCGGUUGUCAAGGCUUUCCUCUACUAUCUCUACACGGAUAGCAUCCAUCCCAAGGACUGUGGAGACUUAAACGAUGUUGCAGGCUUGCUAGUGCUAUCGGACAUGUACGAUAUUCCGCAUUUGAGGCUAUUGUGCGUCAACCGGCUUUCCAAGGAGCUUGACGUAGAUCACGCAUGUACCAUAUGGCACUGCGCCGGCAUUGCAAACGAAGAAUGGCUUCGUAGAUGUGCCGCAAACUUCUGUCUCACCCACUGGGGUCGAGUUGUGCGCACGCCAGGCUUCUUGAAACUUCCACGACAUGCACUUGUGGAGCUCUCCCAGGAGAUCGAUAUGGAAGGGCGGGUAGUGGGAGGUGACGAACUUGAAUAUGUUGGAGGACUAGGCGGCGCCCGCUUCGGCUUUGGUGGGAUGACGAGAAAGGCAAGUAUCAGCAGCAACCAAACGCAUCAUCUAGGCUCUGAAACAGACGAGAAUGAGGAAAUGGAAAUGUCGUGA
Molecule: messenger RNA, 2262 nt
Organism: Venustampulla echinocandica
Lineage: Eukaryota; Fungi; Ascomycota; Leotiomycetes; Helotiales; Pleuroascaceae
Exons: 4
Coding region: 1-2262 (753 amino acids)
Molecular function (GO): protein binding
Source: RefSeq, a predicted model, not a curated record